Molecule: messenger RNA, 1081 nt
Organism: Physcomitrium patens
Lineage: Eukaryota; Viridiplantae; Streptophyta; Bryopsida; Funariales; Funariaceae
Biological process (GO): DNA synthesis involved in DNA repair; DNA-templated DNA replication
Cellular component (GO): delta DNA polymerase complex
Molecular function (GO): DNA-directed DNA polymerase activity
Source: RefSeq, a predicted model, not a curated record
GGCGGGUCCUUGGCGCUUCUACUGCAAACUUGGAACGGGCUUGUCUCCACAUCGGAUUUCAAAAUUCGCUUACGCCCCGAAAGCCCUCAAGCUUCGACUACACGCUUUGCUCCAUCGCACUUACAAAUUCCUUCCCUCGCACGAAUCCUUCCCUUUGAUGGACGCUUUGUUUCCGAAGCGCAAGAGCUCCGUGUCGAGCGUGAAGGGUAGCAAAGCCCUAUCUGCUGCGUCGUACAAAAUCAAGGAUCCCGUAUAUAGUGCGCAAGAUGACAUAGGCUCUGGUGCUGGUACUCUUGGAGCUGCGGAUUCACAGCCUGCUGCCCUAGUGUCAUCUGGAAGGAAAGACUUGCAUGAAGAAUGUGACGAUGUGGAGGAGAUUUUGAGACAGUUCGAUAUGAACAUGGCCUACGGUCCAUGUUUAGGAAUUUCCCGCCUGGAGCGGUUUGAACGGGCCUGUCGGUUAAAUCUCAAACCACCUAUGGAUGUGAAGAAUCUUUUAAUGCGCGCGGGAGGCAACCCCAACGCUCUUUGGGAGGGACGAGUCUGAGUGAUGAAUGUAAUAUCCUCUAUCACCCAACAGAAGUUUCAAAGAUCUUUACACUCGGUGAGACAUGUACGAUCUACGAUUUCAUGUGUUAAAAUCAUGAUUCGUUAAGUUACCCUGCUGUGAUUUCCUCAGCCAAAAUAUUGUGAACGUUUUGUAAACAAUAAUGUGGCGGUUAGGAUUUGUCUACUUCCGCUGGCUGUGGAGAUAGCGCUUGAUUUAGAUUGCCGGAUUCUUUAUCCUAAUGUCCAAGAAUGUCAAAUCAGGACUCUUGUUUCGGAGUUGAUCCCCGUCACGUGUACAGUUUGGAAGUGUAAGAUAUUCAUUCUACUUCCGUGAAUUUUUACAGAUUACAUUCAUUCUGCAGCUAUUGUCGUUACUGUAAUGGGCUAUGAAAUACCGUGCUCAGAGCUAUCUGCUACUAUUUGUCGUAUAUAUCAGGUUGGAGUUCAUUUUAGUGCAGUGAAGAAACAAUAUUUAUUACAUAUUUUAACACUUUCCUUAAAACAGUUUGAUAAGACUUCUUUGGAAAAAAUA